UAAAGACAUCCACUGAAUUCAAUGAUGGACUGAAGCAUGGGGACUUCUAUGACAUUGAUAGUCUAGUGUAGGACACACUCUAAUGAAGAAUUACAGGGCAGAUAAUGAAAAACGUCAAAAAACGAUGGGCUUAAUGCCUCUUUGUACCUCCCACUCUCCUCCACAUAUUUACAUUUUCUCCUCCCUAACGAAGUGUCCAGCAUCACUAGGGAAGUCGGGUAUUUAAGCCUGGUAACAUGAAGCAACUAAUAGGAUGAGAGUGAUGUUGAGGGCGGUAUAUUCCUCUGGCAUGAGGCACAUAUUGGUGCUUCACUUCACACUUGCGUUAACUGCUGCUGUCAUCAAAAACGGCACCAAUGGGUCUCAACCUCACAAGCUGAUCAUUGGUUUCCAGGCUCCCUGGAAUAUGUCCUUCCCCUUCAGUGCCCUGCGACUGGGCUCAGCCAUACAGAUAGCUGUGGAAAAGGUGAACACCAAUCCCUCCUUCCUGGGGAACUACAGUCUGGAUUUUGUGUACAUGGAUACAGACUGUAAUCCCAAAGUUUCCCUGGGAGGAUUCAUUCACCAGGUGUGGAAAGAAAAUGUGUCUGCACUAUUUGGUCCAGCGUGUCCUGAAGAAGCGGAGGUCACUGGUCUCAUUGCAUCCGCAUGGAACAUCCCCAUGUUCGGCUUUGUGGGACAGUCCUCCAAAAUGGACAACAGCAAUACCUAUGAUUCAUACAUAAAAAUUUUGCCCCCUCUUAAAAGAAGCUCGGAGGUCCUGGUGAAGACCUUGGAAUUCUUCGGGUGGAGUCAUAUAGCGAUGAUUGGAGGGGGAUUAGAUUCAAACACUUGGGAUAAAGUUGACGCUUUGUGGAAAACCAUUGAGAGUCCACUGAGAGCCAAAUUCAAGCUGGCUGCCGCGGUCAAAUUUGAUACCAGCAAUCCUCAGCUUGUUAAUCAAAAUGUUAAGUAUAUCUCAACAGUUGCUAGAGUGAUUGUGGUGCUAACAAACAGAGAGGACUCUAUGGCUCUCUUGCUGGAGGCUGAGCGACAGGGUUUGAUGAACGGCGACUAUGUGUUCUUCCUGGUGCAGCAUUUUGAGGUCAGUGGCAUCGUGGAUAACUUGUGGAAAUACGCCUUGAACAGCAGGAUUAACCAAGCUGCCGUAAGAGCUUUUGACAUGGCCUUUAUCGUUGGCCAGAAAUCCUACGAAGGCUAUGAGUAUUAUGACUUCUUUGAGCAAGUCUUUGAAAGACUAAAAGGACACCCAUUUCGGAGCAACCUGACAUCUGACAGUGAGGUUAGCCCUUACUCUGCCUAUCUGCAUGAUGCAGUGCUUCUUUAUGCGAUGGGACUGAAGGAAGUCCUCAAAGAUGGAAAAGACCCUCAUGAUGGACGACAGCUGCUACUAAGAUUAAAAAAUAUAAACAUUCGAUUUUAUGGUGCCUCUGGACUAGUCCACUUUGACGAAGAGGGGGAAAGAAAUUUGGACUAUUCCAUUUAUGACCUGCAGCAUGUAGGAGACAUCACCAAGUUUGUACCCAUCCUCCAUUUUGACAGUCACACCAAAGCUGUCCGGCCAACGCCCGUGUUUGCUUCUGUGGUCUGGCCAAAGGGAAGACCUCCUUCUGACAAACCAGAAUGUGGUUUCAACAACGAACUCUGUGAAUGGCUGAUUAAUGACAUCGCCUUGCUAGCUCUGCUUGUGACCUUCCCCAUCAUCGGUGUGCUAGCAGUUUUUUGCAUUGGGGUCCUCAUUCUGCAGAAGUUACGACUCCAGAUGAGGCUCGAUGACUCCUGCUGGUGGCUGAUCAACUACAACGACAUCAGCAUCAUCAGGGAGCCCUCAGGAAUUCAGGGUUUGUCUCUGAGCACCACAGGUAGUCAAAGUGGAAGCAGUGGCUCUCAGUCCAAUUUCUCCAACAACAGCUAUGGCCUGAGGGACAAGACAGGGAGAGAACACAUCUACACCACUAUAGGUCUCUAUCAGGGAAAUCAAGUGGCCAUCAAGUACAUCAAGAACCACAUUAGCAGUAAUUUCCAGAAACCUUCAAUUAUCACAGAGUUCAAUGAGAUGAAAGAGAUGAAACAUGAGAACUUGGUGCAGUUCUUUGGUGUGUGCAUCGAGCCACCGAAUGUCUGUUUGGUCAUUCAGUACUGCAGGAAAGGCAGUCUGAAGGAUAUUCUGAAGGCGUCAGAUGUCGAGCUCGACAGGAUGUUUAAACUGUCCUUUGCUUAUGACAUUGUCAAUGGAAUGGAUUUCAUUCACAAAAGUAGCCUGAGAUUUCAUGGGAACCUGAAACCCAGCACAUGUCUGGUGGAUAGUCGACUUCAGAUAAAACUCUCUGGCUUCGGACUGCGGGAGUUUAAAUAUGGUAGCAAAAAUAAGAUCAUCCAACUGGAAAACCCCAAAUAUGACGAACUGUACUGGACAGCCCCCGAGCUUCUGAGACAAAUCGGUCUCCCGGUCAAUGGAACGCCCAAAGGUGACAUCUACAGCUUUGCCAUCAUCAUGUGGGAACUCAUGUACAACUCUAAGGCUUGCCCAUAUCAUGACAUCAACCUGGAGCCCAAAGAGAUUAUUAUGCAGUUGCGGACGCCUUUCCAAGGGGAACCCCUCCGACCACAGCUGUCUGAGCAGCUGUGUGAGGAGAACAUCAACUCACUGCUGAGAGCCUGUUGGAGUGAAAACCCUGACCACCGACCGCCGUUUGGGUCUAUAAGGAGACAGCUGAGGGAUACCAGCCCAGAUAGUCAUGCAAAUAUACUGGAUAACAUGGUGGAAAAGUUGGAGAAAUAUGCAAAUCACUUGGAGGAGGUGGUGGAGGAGAGGACCAAUCAGCUCACAGCAGAGAAGGCCCGUGCAGACAAGCUUCUCUCCAGCAUGUUACCAAGGUACAUUGCAGAUCAGCUGAUGGCAGGGAAAUCAGUGGAGCCGCAAAGCUAUGAAAUGGUGACCAUCUUCUUCUCUGACAUUGUGGGUUUCACCUCCAUGUGCUCUGUCAGCUCUGCGAUGGAGGUGGUAACGUUCCUCAACGACCUCUACAGCCUCUUUGACGACAUCAUCAAGAUGUAUGAUGUCUACAAAGUGGAAACAAUUGGUGAUGCAUACAUGGUAGCCAGUGGUCUACCUGUCAGCAAUGGCAAUAAGCAUGCUUUGGAGAUAUCUACAAUGGCUCUACAUUUCCUGAGUGCCAUCAAGGUCUUCAGAAUCCGUCAUAUGCCUACUGAGUGUCUUGCAAUUCGCGUUGGGAUACACUCUGGUCCAGUGGUUGCUGGAGUGGUAGGGACUACUAUGCCUCGCUACUGUCUCUUUGGUGACACGGUGAACAUGGCCUCUCGCAUGGAAAGUAACAGCUUUCCCCUGAAGAUUCAUAUAUCUCAGUGCACUGCUGACAUUCUUGUCCAGGCUGGGUCAUUUGAGCUGGAGGAAAGAGGGGAAAUCGAAAUGAAGGGUAAAGGGUGUCAUAAGACCUACUGGCUGCUGAGCAAACAUGGAUUUAAUCCUCCACUUUUUGCUCACAGCUCUCCACCAGCUGACAGUCUCAAACUACAAACAGAGAAACUAGGAAUGGCCAGAGCUGCUGAGAAAAAGGCCCAGAAAACCAAAGCUCACAUGUCAGAGACCAUGAUGACUACAGUGCACAUUUAAAGAACAAGUGGACAUUCUGACCACAUUUUGGAUAAAUUAACAGGAAUAUCAGGAAAUGACAAGUAUUUAGGUCUCACAGAAUGCAAAACAAGUUUGUUUCCUCUACUUGUGAAGAGGAGGGCUGGAAACUAAAGACUGGAAUGAAAAUGCAAAACACUUCAUGAGAAGAAAAUAGAGACAAGAACCUGGAUUUCAACACUUUUGCUUUUGAUUAGCUAAAAGAGGCUACAGAUACUUUUUAUCUUAAUUCUUUGUGAUUUUGGUACAAUUACAGAUCCACUCUUUCAUUAAAUAGUGUAAGUAGAAAUACUGAUUAUGUUUAAUUCAAACUGUUCUUUGUAACACAUAUUUUGUGCUAUGACUUGACUAAAUGAUAACUUUCUCAUGCAAUUGAACAUUUUAUGUUAGGCAAGUAAAAGAACAGACAUUCAAGCAAUUUUAAUUUAGUCUUGCAGCUAUAAUGUUGAAUUUUGUGACAACAUCAAUCAUCCAUCUUUGCAGUUCGGAAACCAUGAUGUCUUGAAAGACAUCAAGUACUUUUGUGUUUUUUAAAAAGUGUUUUUUGUUGCAUUUUGUAUAGAAGACAGUAAGCAGACAGCCUCAUUCACGGCCUUAUAUUUUAAAACAAAAAUUAAUGAACUUUAUAAAAACAAAUGAAAAUCUGUGACUCUGGUGAAGUUGUAACAAUGGCAUUUAUAAUGUGUUUUCAUUUUGUCUUGGUGCUGCUGUAACAAACAAACAACAAAUGAUCACUGUUUCUAAUCCCAAUAUGGCUUGAGGAGUUAAGAAGGCAUAUCAACAGUGCUGUAUGCAAUCAACAUGGUUAUGUAUAUAUUAUAAUAAAUCCACUAGCACUAUUGUUACACAUUCACAAUUGUUCUAGGUAGUAUCAUUGACACAGAAGAAAUAUCAAAGUAUGUUUAUCCAUUUGAUUUAUGUUUAUUGUGCUGCUGUCAUGUUGAGAGUCUGAUUUUAAUUUCUGGAUUGAAUAAAAUAGUUUAUUUAUUUACUAACA
Molecule: messenger RNA, 4649 nt
Organism: Siniperca chuatsi (mandarin fish)
Lineage: Eukaryota; Metazoa; Chordata; Actinopteri; Centrarchiformes; Sinipercidae
Gene: gucy2g
Product: guanylate cyclase 2g
Exons: 22
Coding region: 254-3634 (1126 amino acids)
Biological process (GO): cGMP biosynthetic process; intracellular signal transduction; receptor guanylyl cyclase signaling pathway
Cellular component (GO): membrane
Molecular function (GO): protein kinase activity; guanylate cyclase activity; peptide receptor activity
Source: RefSeq, a predicted model, not a curated record